GUUUGUUCUCCAUCGACAUUCUACACGUGGGCAGUGCUACCACCUAUCUCUAUCUAUGUUCAGAAGGGUACUGAAAGUUCCCAGAGGUCGUAAACUUAUUAAUUCCCCAACAGUCCUUGCGAACUGUGACUUUCAAAGAGCACAUUAUCGAACCAAGUCGAUAAUGACCACGCGUAAACCGUUGAACCUCAAUGCAGGGCCGCUUGUGUGGAUAGAUUGCGAGAUGACUGGCCUUGACCCCAGUAAAGAUAAGAUAUUGGAGAUUGCAGUGCUGAUCACAAACGGUAAUUUGGACCUCGUGGACGAUGGUAUUGAAUAUGUGAUUCGUACAGACAAAAAGUAUCUAGAUGGGAUGGACGAAUGGUGCACAAAGCAGCAUGGUUUUUCCGGACUGACGAAAGCAUGCCUUGAGUCUCAAUUCACUCUAUCAUUCGUCCGCGAAAAAGUUUUGCAAUAUAUCAAAGAAUGGAUACCGGACCAAAGGGUUGGAGUUCUUGCUGGCAACUCUGUUCAUGCAGAUCGAUCGUUUCUAGUUCAAGAAAUGCCAGAUGUCGUCAAUUGGCUCCACUAUCGCAUUGUCGACGUGUCAUCUAUAAAGGAACUUCAUCGAAGGUGGUAUAACAAAAGGAUGCCGUCCUUGAGCACGCCUCAAGAAAUCAAACAUCGGGCGCUUGACGAUAUACGAGGCUCCAUACGAGAAUUGAAAUGGUAUCGAGAGAAUAUCUUCGUCUCACCGGAAGCACUGCCACCUCCUGCGAGAAGAUAGACCACCCGCAAAAUGCCGGCACCUGAUAUCCUGAGACGAACAGGAAAAAUAAAUUUCUCCUUGGAACUCUCAUGUCAAAGGCCAUAUCAUUCAUCCUUGUCC
This is a messenger RNA of Heterobasidion irregulare TC 32-1, 868 nucleotides long. RefSeq lists its product as uncharacterized. Gene Ontology annotation, cellular component: mitochondrion. Gene Ontology annotation, molecular function: nucleic acid binding; 3'-5'-RNA exonuclease activity. The transcript has 9 exons. The record is from RefSeq and is a predicted model, not a curated record. NCBI's taxonomy places the organism in Eukaryota, Fungi, Basidiomycota, Agaricomycetes, Russulales, Bondarzewiaceae. Bases 164 to 766 code for a protein of 200 amino acids.